Alosa sapidissima (American shad) is the source of this 2982-nucleotide messenger RNA. It is a transcript of the gene bard1, whose product is annotated as BRCA1 associated RING domain 1. The transcript is spliced from 11 exons. Gene Ontology annotation, molecular function: protein binding. The record is from RefSeq and is a predicted model, not a curated record. Bases 118 to 2475 code for a protein of 785 amino acids. NCBI's taxonomy places the organism in Eukaryota, Metazoa, Chordata, Actinopteri, Clupeiformes, Clupeidae.
CUUGCCUCUGCUUUGGCGGCAAUUGAAAAGCCAAAACAGUAGGACGGAGGAGGUUGUCACACGGCUAUAGCUAACAUUAAACAAAGAGGAUAUUCAUUCAAAGAUCACUUUACAAAUAUGUCUCAGAAUGCUUGGCAGAAAACGAAGGAAGCAGUCGUAGAUUUCCGAAAACUUCUGCUGUGCUCGAAAUGCUCCAAACUGAUGAGUGAGCCUUUGUGUCUUGGAACAUGUGAGCAUAUGUUUUGCAAGUCUUGUGCAGGGGCCUGCGCGGGUGGUGAAUGCAGCGUAUGUUUCUGCCCUGCCUGGGUAAAAGACAUCCAGAUCAACAGGCAACUUAGUAACAUUACCGAUCUCUUUCGCAAUCUGGAGGGACUUCUUGCUCCUCCUGAAGUCUCAGCUACGCCUCCAAUUGAACCCUGUGAGGCAGCGGAGGUGAGCCCCAUUGUCAAACGCAAGAAGAGGUACCGCAUCUGGACCAGCCCUAGAAGCCACCGCAUACGCUGUCGGGUGGAGAGCCACGGGGAGGCCACCCUCUUCCCCGCGGACUUGGCCCAGCAUCGCCCCAGGCCCCAGAAGGCCUUGUUUCGACCCCAGGACGCAUCCGUGUACAACUUCCCCGCGUCCUCCCAGGACUCGGGUUCCUCCUCGCCCUCAAGGACGGUGAGUAGCGGUGGCAGCAAGAGGAAAAGAAAACCUGCGAAAAACGUCCGAGUCCGCCAAGCUCUGGUGCGUGCUCAGAUGGCCAUCACCAGGAAGCAGAAGAGGAAGCUGCAGCUCCAGGUGAUUAACCAGCAGUGGGGCAUCGGCACCCACGCAGAGGCCGGUGCUCCCGAGGAGAGACGGGAGGAGAGCGAGGGGGGAGGGGACGGCAGUGAGAGAGAGGGCAAGAGGCCCAGGAAGAGAGUGUCUUUCCAAAACCCCGACUCUCCUCUCCACGAGGAUCAUCCGAAAGAAAAUGCUCCCCCAUCAGAGAAUCUUGUCACAGCAUCCCGGUCUGCAAUGUCAGACACAGGUCUGCUCAGUGGAGCGUCCACUGCGCCUCCAGAAUCCAUUAAACAACCGGCCAGCCCAUCCAAGCUCCCUCCCUGCAGGAUGCCCAAGAGGGCUCGGCCGGCAGGGGGAGGUGUGGAGCCGCAGAGAUCGCCCAAGCGGCCGAGGGCCUCACCUGGCGUUGGGGGGUGGCCGGCUGCGGUGGAUGGCCUCUCCACCCUCUCCACCCCUCCGCCUUCACCUUCGCCGCAGGCCCUCUCCUCACCCCGUGGCAGCCCUGGAGGAUCCAGGCGCGAGCCGGGCUUAAGCCCGGGACCUUCACCCGCCGGCGGGAGGAGGUCUCAGGGGCGCCAGAGCCAAGGCAGCCCUGCCUUCGCCAAGAGGAACCACAAAGGGGAGACGCCGCUUCACCUGGCAGCCAUCAAGGGAGAUGUAGAAGCUGUGAAGAGGCUGUUGGAGCAGGGUGCUGACCCCAACUUGAAGGAUAAUGCUGGCUGGACACCACUGCAUGAGGCCAGCAACCACGGCCACGCGGCAGUGGUGGAGGCUCUGAUCCUGGGCGGCUCGCUGCUCAACACCCCCGGCUACCAGAACGACUCGCCGCUCCACGACGCGGUCAGGAACGGCCACGCCGCCAUCGUCAGGCUGCUGCUGGAGCAUGGCGCCUCCCAGAGCGUACUGAACAUGUUUGGCCUGCGAGCGCUGGACUGUGCCGAGACGCCCGAAAUGCGCGAGAUCCUGUUGGGGGCGUCUGAGAGAGGCCAUCCCUUACACUCCCCCCUCAGUCCCCCAGCCAGCCUCAGCAAGACGGGUGCCUGUGGGCAGAAGGACGGCCGCGUCACCCUCCUCGGGAGCAAGCUGACCCAGCCGCAGCGCCGACAGCUGGCCCAAGCAGCGCGACUUCUGGGAGCGAGGCUGGCCGACGCCUUCUCCAGCGCAGUGACCCAUGUGGUUGUGGCAGAGGGCGGAGUGCCCACCACGCUGUCCACCCUGCAGGGCAUUCUCAAUGGCUGCUGGAUCCUCCACUUCAGCUGGGUGAAGGCUUGCCGUCAGGCAGGUGCCCGGGCCGCCGAGGUGGAGCAUGAGGCGGGGGAAGGACCCCAGCGCAGCCGCUUCAACCGAGACAACCUGCUUCCCCGGCUCCUUGACGGCUGCUUCUUCUUCCUGCUGGGCUCCUUCCAGCGACCGGAGAAGGCUGACCUGCUGACGCUCAUCCGCGAGGGAGGGGGUCAGGUCCUGAGCAGGCAGCCCAAGCCGGACAGCGACGUCACACAGACCCUGAGUGCCGCCGCCUACCACGCCCGGCCAGGCUCCGACCAGGCCCUCUGCACGCAGUACAUCCUCUACGAGCCCCAGGGCGCCUACCGGCCCUCCCGGGUACGCCUAGGCAAGGUGUGGUCAGCCCCCGCUAGCUGGCUGCUGGACUGCAUCUCUGCCUUCCAGCUCCUGCCCGUUCCAGAGCUAGAACCAGCGCCGGCACCCUGAUGCUGUGAGCAAGGAGGCCCCUGUCCACUAUCAGGGACCAGGGGACCAAGUGAACUUUGUGUGUGUAUGUCUGUCUCCUACUGUUAUUCAGAGACAACUGUAACCCACGAGCUAUGCAUGGUGUUUUGAAUCAUGAUUCUGUAGAGAGAGUGAAGUUCAUAAAGAUUCUGAAGCCUAAGGAUCGGUUCAAUAUAAUAAGAGUGAUUAGGAAUCAUUCUGGCUCUUUCAGGCUGCUGAAUAAGUGGAAAAUCGAAGUCCUUCUCUUUCCUGCCAAGAGUAUUCUCUUUGUAAAACACUGAGCAGGAAGCCUCUCAAACCCUAUUGUGCUGUGUUCUUUUUUCUACGUUUUCUGGGACAGUAUAGAAACCGUUUAAAAAAUAUAAAAGAAGAUUAUAAAAUACGUCUCUUUGUGCAUGUCAUUUGUAACACUAAAGUCUUUUGUAAGCCACAGAGUGUCCUUGUGGGAAAAUCCAAUGUCACAAUAAAGAGUUCUUUGUUCUGUCUUUA